AUGGCGGCGCCUGGUUCUCCGGCGCAUCUCUUGCUCGCGGCGGCGGGCGUGGCGGUCGGGGACUUCGUCGGGGGACAGUACAGCGUCGCGGGGAGGGCUCUCAUCCACGAGCGCAUCGUCGUGGCCUUGAACCUCGCCACCCCCGACACCGCCUCGAUCAUCACGGUGGAUGGCGACGCGUACGAGGAGCAGCUCCGCAGCACGGCGGACGUGCGCCCAUGGGACGUGCUGCCGGGUGGAUCACCUGGCGGGGUUUUCCCAUGGGCGCCGGGCCUGGUGGCGCCUGCCGGACCCGUGGUGCCCAACGUUGCGGGUGGCGCGCUCGCGCCGGCGCCAGCCCCAGCGGCGGCUGCUGUCACCGGUCCCGCCGCGCUUGCCGUGGCGCCGGCCGUGCCGGGGGCUGCCGCGGUCCCCGCCGCUGGGUGGGUGGGGCCGCCGCCCGCCAGCCCCGGCGGCGACGCCCACAUCUUCGCCAUCGUGAGGGAUGUGCGAGGUGUGCUGCGCGCGGACUUCCGCAGCAUGGUGGCGCUGAUGCGGUGGCUGGCCGAGAUUGGGCUCGGCCCAGAGUCCCCUGGCGUGGAGAUCCACCAGAUGGGGUGCGUGGUUAUUGAGCCGGCCGUCGCCUACGACCCGGUUCGCGCCACGAAUUUCGGGCACCUGGAGCUCGUGGCUUCGGUUCAGGUGCAGGAGGAGCUGCAGCGGGAGAUGGCGGCGGCGAAGGAGCGGAGGAAGGACCGACAUCGAGACCUUUUCCCUCUGCCGCUGCUGGCUGCUGCGGACGUGGCGCCUGGAUCGUCGGGGACUCGGCGGCGAGUUCGAGCCUGCGGCGCCUUCUCGCGCACGCUCGGCCGUGCCGGCGCCGCCGUGCAUGCCUUGAAUUACCUCUGCGGCGACCGGUCCUCGCCCGCGCCGAUGCCGUCUGCCGGGCAGCGCUGCGCCGCCGCUCGCAUCUGGGACUCCAUCGUCGCCCUCGGCCCUGGGCCGGAUGCGCAUCGUGGCGGCGUCUCAGUCCCCAGCGGGGCCCUCCGGGAGCUCCUUGCUGGGUCCGCGCUGUGCCCUGGCGGCGGCGGGCCCACCACCCCCUACGUGCCGGACCUCGUUUCCUGGCCGGACGCCGCUGCUUUCCUCCGAGCAACGGUGGAGCGCAACGCGGGCGACGUUCGGUUCUCCAUCGCUUCGGCGGACUUCGACGUGGCCUUUUAUCACAUGCGGGCCCCUGACGGCAUGGAGGAGUAUCUCACGUUGCCGCCAAUCCCCGCCACGUAUUUCGCGCCGCGCGGGAUUGCAGUGGCGGGGGUGGACGGCGAGUCGCUCUUGCUGCCUCAGGUGGUGGCGCUGCCGAGGGGCAUCCGCUGGGCUUUGCACCUGUGCCGGGAGGUGCUUCAGAUUUCUUUGGGUCGCGCUGGCUUCUCGCCGAGCGACCUGAUCCUCGACGGCCACUGCGGCUGCCAGGUCACCGACGACCCUGGCUCUGUCGUGGGCGUCGGUUACGUGGACAACUACUUCGUUCUCGGCGGCCCCCCAAAGACGGCGAGCGAGCGGCUGCGGGCCGUCGCGGACGAUUUGACGCGCCGCGGGCUUGCUGUGCACGAGCUCGAGGCGCCCUCGAAGGGCCGCGACUUCUUGGGGCUGUCGUUGCGCGAGGGGCGCUGGCUCAGCCUCAGGGCCCGCAGUGCGUGGAGGCUUCGCGCCGCCAUCCGCGCUGCGCUCCAGAGGCAGGUCAUCAGCGGCUUCCUGCCCCGCGUGCUGACGGGCCACAUCGCGCGGGCGCUGCUGCUGCGGAGGGAGCUGCUGUGCAUCCUGGGGGCGACCUACGCCUGCAUCGAGGCCGCCGGGCCGACGGCUGCCCCGCUCUGGCCCACCGUCCGGCGCGAGCUCGAGCUUGUUCACGACCUGCUUCCGCUGUGCCCGGCGGACCUUGGCGCCGCGUGGCUUGGGCGAGUUGCUUGCGCGGGCGCCUCGCCAUUCGGGCUGGGCGACGUUGCUCGCCGCGCCCCGCAGGACCUCGCGGGCGCCAUCGGGAGAGUCGCCGAAAAGUGGAGGGGUCUGGCCAUCGCGCACAGGCAGCACCCAUGGCGAAUUGUGAAGGAGCCCAUCAGCGCGCUGGUCCUCACGCCCGAGAGAGUCAAGUGGCGGUCCAAGUGCGAGGCCCACGACGGUUGGCGAAGCGAGUUCUUCGAGCCCCCGCUGAGGCAGGCGACCGAGGAGGUGGAGGGCCUCGGCUACCUGUUUACGGAGCUGUUCGCCAGGGGGCUCUUCGCCGACGUGUCGGAGCUCUUUCAGCGGCCGGCGCGGCCCGUGGGUGAUUUCUUCCAGUGCUCCACCAGCUGGCUCGGGAUCGGAUCCUACCGCUAUGGGGAUCGCAUCUUCGUCGAGGGCUCGGGCGUCGACCAGGCCUACCCCAACCUGCGGGCUGCUUGUUGGCCCGUCGUUGUGUACGACGUGAACCGCAAGCUGCUCGCCGAGGCGGCGCCUUUCCGCCUCUACAUUGACUGCCUCGCCACCGUGCGCGGCGCAGGCCGCCCAGAAGUGGCGGCGUCCGCCAGUUGCCACCGUGCCCACCUCUGGGCUGGGAGGGCGGAGGCGUUCCAGGACGCCACGGUGGUCACGGUCAAGGCCCACUUGAACCAGUCGGCGGUGAAGAACGGUCAGACCACCCAUUCCGAGCUGGACGGCAAUGCCAGGGCGGACAUGCGGGCCGAGGAGGGAGCUGCGGCCGCCAGGGCGCCACUGGCGGACAUCCAGUGCCUCGAGGGCUGCCAGGUUAUCGCCCGACAGGCGGCGCAGUAUGCAGAGCGGCAGGAGGUCCAUACCUCUCGUUGUGGACUGAUGGACUCCAUGGGCGCCGGCGCGCGCAAGCUGAUCGACCUGGGCGAGUGGCCCGAGGGUCCCGACGAGUCGGGCGGGGUCCUCUGCGGGGACUCUUCUGCUUGUUCAGUCUCCAAGGUGCACGAGGUGUCGGGCACGUUCCCCGGAAGCGGAGUCUCUAUCAAGAGUUGCUCCCCGAGCCUGGGCCCCUCCGGCCUGCAGGCGGCGCGGGAGGCGGCCGCGCUGCAGGAGCUGGAGAAGCGCGAGGCCGCGAUGCUGCAGCGGCUGCAGCACUCGCACCUCGUAGGCAGGUGCAGGCUGGAGGAAAUGGAGUCGUCCCUGUUGCGACCUCCCGCGUGCUGGCAGGAGGAGACCGGCGGCGCUGCUGGCGAGGGCAACCCCCUCGCGCGCACGCCCCGUGGGGUGCGUUUGGCCAUGCAGCCGCUGGGCGGCUCCCGCGCCCGGGCGGGCACGAGCUGGGGAUUGGCCGCCGCGCUGGCGGGCGCGGCCGCCCGGUGCCUUGUCCUCCCGGCGGGCCCGGCGCGGCUCCGCCCUGCGCCGCGCCGGGCCGCGGUGGCUUGCGGCUACGACCGGGGGCGCGCGUGGGGCGGCGGCGGCACCACGGGGCCGCAAGAGGUCGGACACACCGGCUGCAGCUCCGAGCAGAGCGUGCAGGACCUGUGGGACAGCGUCGGCAGCGGCACCAGGGCAGAGGGAGACGGAGGCAGUCCUUCUGGCGGCGGCUCCGAGCAGAGCGUGCAGGACCUGUGGGACAGCGUCGGCAGCGGCACCGGGGCUCAGGCGGAGGGAGGCAGUCUUUUUGGCGGCCGCUCCGAGCAGAGCGUGGAGGACCUGUGGGACAGCGUCGGCAGCGGCACUGGGGCAGAGGCGGAGGGAGGCAGUCCUUUUGGCGGCCGGUCCGAGCAGAGCGUGGAGGACCUUUGGGACAGUGUCGGCAGCGGCACUGGGGCAGAGGCGGAGGGAGGCAGUCCUUUUGGCGGCGGCUCUGAGCAGGGCGUCGGCAGUCCUUUUGGCACAGGCGACACCAGUGGCUGGGGCAGUGGGCCACCAGCAGCGGGGCCCAGCGGGGACUCGGGCCAGCGCCUGGUCGGCUUCUCGAUGCACAAGGAUUUGACCUACCAGGAGGCGCUGAGUCAGGAGCCAGGCUUCUGCGACUGGGUGAUAAAAACGAGCCAGGGGCCUGACGCUCGUGGAAAGCUGGUGGACUUUGCCCAGUGGCUGCAGGAGCAAGGCGUUCCGUCCGUUGGCGGCGGCGCCCCCGUCCAUGGCAUCGGCUUGAGGCCUAUAGGCGACACCAGUGGCUGGGGCAGUGGGCCACCAGCAGCGGGGCCCAGCGGGGACUCGGGCCAGCGCCUGGUCGGCUUCUCGAUGCACAAGGAUUUGACCUACCAGGAGGCGCUGAGUCAGGAGCCAGGCUUCUGCGACUGGGUGAUAAAAACGAGCCAGGGGCCUGACGCUCGUGGAAAGCUGGUGGACUUUGCCCAGUGGCUGCAGGAGCAGGGCAUCGAUCCGCUCGCCUGA
This is a messenger RNA of Prorocentrum cordatum, 4350 nucleotides long. The record is from the annotation of a GenBank genome assembly. NCBI's taxonomy places the organism in Eukaryota, Dinophyceae, Prorocentrales, Prorocentraceae.